Molecule: messenger RNA, 1852 nt
Organism: Pectinophora gossypiella (pink bollworm)
Lineage: Eukaryota; Metazoa; Arthropoda; Insecta; Lepidoptera; Gelechiidae
Product: potassium/sodium hyperpolarization-activated cyclic nucleotide-gated channel 3-like
Exons: 8
Coding region: 1-1680 (559 amino acids)
Source: RefSeq, a predicted model, not a curated record
AUGAAUAAUUCGAUUACAAAGGAUAGGAAUGAUAAAAAAGCAAAAAAGAAAUCGAUAGAGGAAUUUUCAGAAAAAAAUCUAGAACACAGCUAUUUCAAGGGCCAUCAAUGUUCUAUACCGAAUGACUACAACAUCAAAUGUGGAAAAUUAAGGAAGUUCAUCCUCUAUUUGACUACAGUACGAAGCGGCGAUAUUCGAGCUCGCCACAUGUACAGAUCUUAUUCAGAAUUGUCCGCGGAAAUACAGAACCAUUACUUAAACCACCCAUUUGCUAUACAUCCGUUUAGCCGAUUACGAGUAGCUAUAGAAAUACUUUCUAUAGUUUUAUUUAUAACUUGCUCCAUCGUAAACGCAAUCUACGCCGCUGGUACCCAAUUUAAUAGUUAUUGCGUAUUUGUGGUGACAGUCUGCGAAGCCCUGUUCUUCGUAAACAUACUUUCAAAUUUUUUUACUGGUUAUGUUGACGGCAAUACGGCUAAGCACGUAGUACUGAACUUGAAUAAAAUAAUUUGGAGGUACGCCAGGAGUUGGCUGAUCAUAGACCUUAUGUAUUUUUUCGGAUGUUUCGUCCCAAACGAAAAAAACGUGCAUGUAGAUUGUACGACAGUACUGGUGAAGGUGCUAAAAUUGCCGACAUUAUUCGAAUACACUUCGAAUUUGAUGAAAAUUAUGGAAUUUAGUGCUAUAACAAAAACCGCAGUGGAGGUGACGUUGCUUAUCAGCAAUUACCUGUGUUGGAACAUUCAGUUUCAAUUCUAUGUCGAGUACGUAAUAGAAGGAACUUAUUUCCCGGACAAUCCUAACCUCUCAUCCUGGAUGACUAUUAGCCACAUGUGGAAUUCUACGUGGACAAGAAGGUUGACCUUAGCAACGAACAGAGCUGUUGGCAUGUUGCGACAAAAUUCGAACUUACAUCUUCUUAAGGAAGGUGGUCGCUUUGAGAAUUUCUUUAUUAUUUCUUGGAUCGUUGGAAAGGUCGUGGUUAUUCAUAGCACUAUAAAAUACAUGAUAAUGCGGUUUGGCCAGGAGUCGGCUAGAGCAAAAUACUUCAUGAUGGCACUGCAAGUGAAGGCAUAUGUGAAUCAACGCAAGUUCCCUGACCGGAUCAAGAAAAAGAUAUUACAAUUCUAUGCAGUGCGAUUUCAAUCGUUUUUCUUUGUGGAAUCUCGCAUGAUGGAUUGCGUGUCAGGGCAACUACGGGAAGACAUUAUCAUGCACUCGGGCAGGCAGCUAGUCAGCCACGUGGCGUUCCUGAAACACCUGCCGCGCUCCCUGCAUCUUCAGAUCGGCACCAAGCUGAAGGUGGUCAUCUUCCUCGCCGGAGACAUCAUCUUCAAGAUCAACACCUUGGGAGAUUGUCUCUAUUUCAUAGAUAAGGGAACGGUGGCGAUAUACUCAGAAUCUGGAAAGGAGAUCGGUCACUUGAAAGACGGAGAUUACUUCGGAGCAAUAGCCUUAGUUAUGAAACACAGGUUUAGGACAACAUCUGUAGUAGCUGUUACUAAUUGUGAGCUAUUUCAACUGGAUAGGAAAGAUUUUGAGUCCACCAUAGCUGUGUUCCCUACAGUGAUUGAGAUGAUGAAGAAAGAAGCUUUGCACAGGCUGGAGAGAGCGACAGUAAUAGAUGAACAUCACAAAGCUGAAUUAAGAAUGGGCAAAGAAAACAGAGAUAGUGAAUAAUGUUUGAACGAGAAAAGACCUUUCACUGGUCGUGUCAUACUUGCGAGUGACUUGUCGAGAUAUGAAGUUCAGUUUGAUUACAUAACAAACACAUAAAAUUGCAUCAGGCUUGUAUCCCCACAGGAGUAGGUGGAGGUGUAUAUUGUUGUACACCCACUUUCGCCAUCUAUGU